Molecule: messenger RNA, 1250 nt
Organism: Lolium rigidum
Lineage: Eukaryota; Viridiplantae; Streptophyta; Magnoliopsida; Poales; Poaceae
Product: G-type lectin S-receptor-like serine/threonine-protein kinase B120
Biological process (GO): recognition of pollen; protein phosphorylation
Molecular function (GO): protein serine/threonine kinase activity; ATP binding
Source: RefSeq, a predicted model, not a curated record
AUGUGGAAAAUAGGCACGACUCUCCUCCCCUGUUUCAUCCUCCUAUUAUUGAUUUGUUUCUGCAAAUCCGAUGACGGCCUAAUGCCUACGAAGCCACUCUUGGCUGGGGACAAGCUCGUCUCAAACAAUGGCAUCUUCGCUCUUGGUUUCUUCUCCCUGGAGAACUCCACCGCAAACUCAUAUUUAGGCAUAUGGUACCACAACAUCCCGGAGCGGACAUAUGUCUGGGUGGCCAACCGCGACAACCCAAUCAGCAGCAGUGUGUCCGGUAAGUUGGUUCUGACCAAUAGCUCUGACCUUGUCCUGUCAGAUUCUAGAGGCCGUAUCCUCUGGAUGACGGCGAACAAUGUCACCACUGGGGGUGAUGGAGCUGUGGCACUGCUGCUCGACACAGGAAACUUUAUCCUCCAGUCAAGGAAUUUCAUGCAGAUAUGGCAGAGUUUUGAUCACCCGACGGACACCAUCCUCCCCGGUUUCAAGGUUUGGGCAAACUACAAGACCCACACAUCAGUGCGCCUUGUUGCUUGGAAGGAUUCUCAAGAUCCGUCCACUGGGGAAUUCUCCUUCAGUCGUGACCCUAGCACGGCCCUCGAGAUCCUCAUAUGGCGUCAGACAAGCCUGUACUGGCGCAGCGGACUGUGGAACAGCACGACAGCCUGGAAUAACAACGGAUACAUAUGGUCCCAGAUCGUCGACGAUGGGGAGGAGAUCUACUCAACGUACAGCACAGGCAAUGACUCACGGAGAUCGCACUGGAAGCUGGACUACACUGGCGACUUGAUGCUCAGGAGAUGGAUUAACCAGUCGUGGGAGGUUUUAUUCAAACGCCCAGGUGAUGGCUGCCGAAACUACGGCUCAUGUGGUCCGUUUGGUUACUGCGAUAGCAUGGCGUCUAGCGGGGAAUGCAGGUGCUUCGAAGGGUUUGAGCUGGCAGAUGGCUUCAGUGCCAACUUCUCCAGAGGAUGUGUGAGAAUGGAGGCGCUGAGAUGCCGCGAUGACCACUUCCUGCCCUUGGCGGGGAUGAAGGUGCCUGGGAAAUUUGUGUAUGCCAGGAACAAAAGCUUUGAGGAGUGCACUGCUGAGUGUUACCACAACUGCUCCUGCACCGCUUAUGCUUAUGCCAACUUGAGCAGUAUCCUCGCAACAGGUGGUCCAUCAAGAUGCUUGAUCUGGAUAGGGGAGCUUGUUGACUCGGAAAAGUCCGGCGCACUUGGUGGCAACCUGUACCUUCGGCUGGCUGGCUCACCUGG